AAAAGAUUCAAAUAGUAAAGUCUCUCGUGCGUUGUAAUGGCGACUUCCAUUUCUUUUCCUUUUCUUUUCAUUUUUACCCCCCAAAGGAUCUAGACACGUGUUGUACCCGGGAAAGAGAGAAGUUGAACACUCCCGGCGUCCCAAAUCUCGGAUCCCAUAUCAAAACUUUGCCCAAUUUCGAUUUCGAACUCUCUUUUUCCCUGUGGGGGCUGAAUUUUCAAUUUCUCUGGGUUUUCUUGGUGUUGGCUUUCAUGGAAUAUUCCCAAGAUUUAUGUAACGUGGAGCGUGAUGGGGAUGCCAGGAAACCCACGGCCUGUACAUCGUCAACAUUGCCUUGUAGCUCAGGAGGGUCAGGUUACCGAUUGUUCGGUCGCCAAGCCUCUGUCCACCAGUGUAUGGGCGGAGGUCUAGCUGCUGAUAUUCUGUUGUGGAAGCGGCGGAAUGUUUCUUUAGGCAUCAUUGCGGUAGCUACAGUUGCAUGGCUCCUGUUUGAGCGGUCUGGAUUAUCGUUCUUAUCAAUUUGUUCAGAUGUGUUGCUGAUUUUAAUUGUACUGUUGUUUCUUCAUGCCAACUAUGCUGUUUUCAGAGAUAGACAAUUGCAAACAUUACCAGAGCUAGUAUUGUCAGAGGAAAUGGUUAAUAAUGCUGCAGCAUCAUUUCGUGUUAAAAUCAAUAAUGUGCUGCUUAUGGCUCAUGACAUCACGCUUGGCAAGGAUUUUAGACUUUUUUCUAAGGUGGUUGUUUGUGUGUGGCUCUUGUCCGUCAUUGGGAGCUUCUUCUCUUUCUUCACAAUCGCUUAUAUUGGAACCAUUGUAUUUAUUACAGUUCCUGCCUUGUACAGCAAGUAUGAAGAGCGUGUGGAUAGGUAUUGCGGAAUGAUCCACCGGCAAUUUUCAAAGCACUAUAAAAUAGUGGAUGAAAGUGUGAUUAGCAGACUUCCUCGAAGUUUAACCAAGGACAAGGAUGCAUAGUUCUGAUGUUCUAGUUUCAGUCGCAAUGAUAUUGUGCAGAAGACUCGAGAGUUUCAGAUGCAAUUUGAAGUCAUCUGUACUUUUGUUGUUGUCUAUAUGUUGGACCGGAAUGAAAUCCCUGCUUUUCCUUAUUCUCUUUGUGCAUAACGGGAGGAUUCUUCCCUAUUAUCUUUCAUCAUAGUAUAGUAGGAAGAAAAUUCUACUUAUCAUCCCCUACACCAAACAUUAUGUGAUUUAUCAUUUUUGUUAUUCUAUUUAAACACACAUAUUUACAUAUA
This is a messenger RNA of Carya illinoinensis, 1249 nucleotides long. RefSeq names its product reticulon-like protein B16. The transcript is spliced from 5 exons. Lineage: Eukaryota; Viridiplantae; Streptophyta; Magnoliopsida; Fagales; Juglandaceae. The record is from RefSeq and is a predicted model, not a curated record. The coding region runs from base 252 to 971 and encodes 239 amino acids.